Malaclemys terrapin pileata is the source of this 1209-nucleotide messenger RNA. RefSeq names its product G protein subunit alpha transducin 2 (gene GNAT2). Lineage: Eukaryota; Metazoa; Chordata; Testudines; Emydidae. Gene Ontology annotation, biological process: detection of chemical stimulus involved in sensory perception of bitter taste; adenylate cyclase-modulating G protein-coupled receptor signaling pathway. The transcript has 9 exons. Gene Ontology annotation, cellular component: photoreceptor outer segment; heterotrimeric G-protein complex; photoreceptor inner segment. Gene Ontology annotation, molecular function: GTP binding; G protein-coupled receptor binding; GTPase activity. The record is from RefSeq and is a predicted model, not a curated record. The coding region runs from base 128 to 1192 and encodes 354 amino acids.
AGCUGAGGGAGGAACAUAUUGCUGCUUGUAGGACAGCCCCCAAGGGUGAGUGACCCAGGGUGAAGAGCUGGAAGAGACAGAGGAGCUAGAGGAGUUAGAGGAACUAGAGGAGGAGGACGACGACGAGAUGGGGAGUGGAGCGAGCGCUGAAGAUAAAGAACUGGCCAAAAGGUCCAAGGAGUUGGAGAAGAAACUCCAGGAAGAUGCAGACAAGGAGGCGAAGACGGUCAAACUGCUGCUGUUAGGUGCCGGGGAGUCAGGCAAGAGCACAAUCGUCAAACAGAUGAAGAUUAUCCACCAAGAUGGUUACACGCAAGAAGAGUGCCUGGAAUUCAAGUCCAUCAUCUACGGCAACGUGCUGCAGUCAAUCCUGGCCAUCAUCCGAGCGAUGUCCACGCUGGGGAUAGAUUACGUCGAACCAGGACGAGGGGAUGAUGGGCGGCAGCUGUGCAACUUGGCAGAUUCCAUCGAGGAGGGCACCAUGCCCCCAGAACUAGUGGACUGUAUAAAAAAGCUGUGGAAAGAUGCAGGAGUCCAGGCCUGUUUUGACAGAGCAGCUGAGUACCAGCUCAACGACUCCGCUUCCUACUACCUGAACCAGCUGGAUCGGAUCACAGCCCCCGAUUACCUCCCCAACGAACAGGAUGUACUACGAUCUCGAGUGAAGACCACGGGGAUCAUAGAGACCAAGUUCGCUGUCAAAGAUCUUAACUUCAGGAUGUUUGACGUGGGAGGACAGCGGUCAGAGCGCAAAAAGUGGAUCCACUGCUUCGAAGGCGUGACCUGCAUUAUCUUCUGUGGAGCCCUCAGCGCCUAUGACAUGGUGCUAGUAGAGGAUGAUGAAGUGAACCGCAUGCAUGAGUCCCUGCAUCUGUUCAACAGUAUAUGCAACCACAAGUUCUUUGCUGCCACCUCCAUUAUUCUGUUCCUCAACAAGAAGGACCUCUUUGAGGAAAAGAUCAAGAAAGUCCACCUCAGCAUUUGCUUCCCAGAUUACGAUGGUCCCAAUACAUUUGAAGAUGCAGGAAAUUACAUCAAGAAUCAGUUCCUUGAUCUCAACAUGCGAAAAGAUGUGAAAGAAAUCUACAGUCAUAUGACCUGUGCCACAGACACACAGAACGUUAAAUUUGUGUUCGACGCAGUCACGGAUGUCAUCAUCAAAGAGAAUCUCAAGGACUGUGGUCUCUUCUAGAACUCCAACUUUUGCAG